Messenger RNA from Leucoraja erinaceus (little skate), 3411 nucleotides. RefSeq names its product secretory carrier-associated membrane protein 2-like. Lineage: Eukaryota; Metazoa; Chordata; Chondrichthyes; Rajiformes; Rajidae. The transcript has 9 exons. Bases 105 to 1106 code for a protein of 333 amino acids. Gene Ontology annotation, biological process: protein transport. The record is from RefSeq and is a predicted model, not a curated record. Gene Ontology annotation, cellular component: trans-Golgi network membrane; recycling endosome membrane.
AAGUCAGCGCGAGCCGGUGGGGGCGGGGGGGCCGGCGGGAGUGAGAGCGAGCGAGAGAGAGUGAGUUGUCCGCUAACUUCGACGGCCCCGAGACAACAACAAACAUGACAGAGUUCGACGCCAACCCGUUCGCGGACCCGGUGGAAAUAAACCCCUUUCAGGAUCCUUCGGUAACUCAGCUGACUAAUGCCAACCAGCAAGGUAUUGAUGAUUUUAAUCCAUUCACCGAGAACAGCAGGCUGACUCCUGCUGCAACAGAUACCAAAGUUCCAACUGCACCGAAGGUUGCUCCUUCUCAGCCAGCAAUCUUGCAGCCCACAGUGGAACCCAGUCCUCAGGCCAAUGUCUCAGCUGCACAAUUGGUACUGCUUCGACAGCAGGAAGAGCUAGAGAGAAAAGCUGCUGAACUAGACCGCAAGGAACAAGAACUCAAAAAUGAAAGUUAUAAUGCAAAAAGAAAUAAUUGGCCCCCUCUGCCAUCGUUCUGCCCCGUCAAGCCAUGCUUCUACCAGGACUUUGCAGCAGAGAUCCCAGCAGGCUUCCAGAGGACAGUAAAAAUGUUGUACUAUUUGUGGAUGUUUCAUUCAAUCACACUAUUCUUGAACCUCCUUGCUUGCCUGGCUGAAUUUAUUCAGGAUGCUAAACAUGGAGUCGACUUUGGCUUGGCCAUCUUGUGGUUUUUGCUCUUCACUCCUUGUGCCUUCCUGUGUUGGUACAGGCCAGUUUACAAGGCUUUCAGGUCUGACAGUUCAUUCAACUUCUUUUUCUUCUUCUUCGUGUUCUUCUGUCAAAUAGCUCUCUAUGUCAUUCAGGCAGUCGGCAUUCCCAACUGGGGUGUCAGUGGCUGGAUUGCAGCUCUCAGUUGGACAUCAACGAACAUUGCUGUGGCAGUGGUUAUGAUGGUGGUGGCAGCAUUUUUCACAGCAUGUGCAGCCCUUGGUUUGUUUCUGAUGCAAAGGGUACAUUCGAUAUUCCGCAGGACGGGUGCUAGUUUUCAGCGAGCGCAGGAAGAAUUCUCGCAAGGAGUCUUCACCAACCCCUCCGUGCGCAAUGCUGCAGCCACAGCCGCAUCAGCUGCUGCACAAAGCACCUUCCAGGGAAACUAAAAUACUGAGAAUUAUUUCUCAAAGCUUUCCUAUUUGUACGUUCUUUAUAAAGAUGCACUUUCAUUGGUCAAUAUGUGUAUUUUGUGUGUCUACCUAAUAAGGGGGUAAAGAUAUUUGGCGUUAAUCAGAGGGUUUCAAAUAGAUGCAUUGACAAUAUCUCUACAUUUCCUACUUUAAGGAAACAGCUGCUUAACUAUCGGGGGAGAAAAAUACAUUUAUAUUUAUGUAUGUAUUUUUUUCAUAUUUUGUAUAUGAAGAAUCAUUGACCAGUGUAUUGAUUAUUGGAGAGGUACAUUUACAGAAAAGGGUAAAUAUUAACUAACUUUGACUUUUUAAAAUUGUCUUCAUCCAACACACUGCAUUUUAUUAGUGUUUGAAGGUAUUGAUCAACACCAUGUGGUGUAUGAUGAUGAUCUGUGUUCUGUAGCAUCACUUUAGCCUGGUGGGGAAAUGCUGGGUGUGAGCAGUUUUGGGAAUGGUGGUCCGCUUGUUGUCAUGGAAAAACUAGUGACAAAAGUCACAUCAGAGGCCUCAUUAUGACAAUACAGCGUGCAUGCUUAAAUAAUCUACGAAAAUAGGGUUUUCUAUAAAAAUAGACGUUUAUUAAGUUCAAAAUGUUUGGCUAUUUAAAGAAAAGAAAGGUAUUUAAAGACACAAGCCUGGAAAUACAUACCCCUGCAAGCCAAGCAGGUACUGAAAAUAGAACAUGCUAGUAUUUCACAGAAUUGUUUUUUAAUUGCACAAACAAUGAGUAAACAUUAGUGCGCAAAACAUAUUUAUGAUGCUUUUUACUGUUCAGGUGAACUUUGUUCCAUUUCUGAGCAAAUAUCCACACAUAAAGCAUCAACUGAUCUAUUCUCAGAUGCUGAAAAAGCCUGACUCUUUGAAUCAGCCCUAAUUUGAUGAAUAUCUUGAUUUUUUUUUUCGUUAUUGUCAUAAUAAAUUUUCUUUAAUCUGAGUUUGGUGCAUAUUUAAAGGUGUGCUUUUAGGCAAUAGUAGUAUUGGAUGGGCUUUUUUUUCUUCCUUCAAAAUAGCAGCUGCUCAGAAAACAUGCUUGAAAGAACCACUUCAAAUUAGCCUCCUUUUGAAAAUGAAGUAUUUCUGUGGGGUGCGAAGUGGAACAAAUAUUUAAAGGCAGAUUUUUUUUUUAAAGGAUUUAAUUGGUCAGAUUUAAUGUUUUCUCUGAAUGUUAUAGUUCACUAAAUUUGUCUUAAUUCACUUGGAUCUUAAAAAAAUCACCUCAUUUUAAAUGCCUGCAUUUACUCAUUCUGAUACUGAUUUUGUAAAUGGUGUUGUCUCUACUAUCAAAGCUCCUCUCUAUUUUAGGGUUUUGGCGAGUUUAGCAGAUGGUUGUGCUGUUCCCUGCUGACAAAAUUAAUAACCAGCUGUUAAAUAAACUGGGGUGCCUGUGGUGGGGACUACGUUGAGUUACUUUCUAACAUCUAGACUGUAUAGUUUUUAUCUGUCAAAUUUUUGUUUUCUCUAUUCCUUUUUUGCAUUUUAACGAAACUCCCUUCAAAAUAACAUUGUCCUUGAUAACAAGAGAACAUCGGUAACAAGAGAAACUGAGGAUACCUGAUGGUACCUGUUUUUCACUCUCACUUUCUCACUCUCUCUCACUCUCUGUCUCCAGAUAACUAGCUUUAGUGCAAGCCCAUAGGAAGUCACAGGUGUGCAUAUUGGUUCAGACUGUGAUUUAGCCUCUGGGGAGUGAAUGGCUCCGAACAUGUUGUAUCAGUCCCUUUCCAAAUGUCGAUAUGACUGAUACUCCCAGAUCAAGGAAAUUUCUCCGACUUGAUCCUUCAGAUCCUCGAGUUUGGGUGAACAAUUUUAUUGUGCUCUCUCGUUGGUGCAAUUGCCACUAAAAUGUUAGAAUACAUAGAAAAUGUAGCUGCAGACUUUCUUUUUGAAUUAUUCACAAAGAUUUCUCUUUUCCUCCCUGCAGGUUAGUUUGGCAUAUAACAGGUGCUGUACUACCAACUGAAUAUGAGCACAUGAGCUUAGCACAAAACUAAACAGAAAUGAGUGCAGUGUCCAUUUUAGGGACUGUCACCCUUUAGCUCCAGAGCUCUUGGUUCACAGGACUUGUCUCCUAUAUUUGAGUAUUGUAUUAAAAUCAUAUCAAAGUGAGCUGAUGUAAUUUUUUUUUUGAUUUUCACAAAUGUAAGUGGGAUGUUCAUUUGCUUGAGCAAACUUUCUAUUGGAAUGUAUGGUGUUAGCUUGUUACUGUUAAUAUAUUAAAAAAUAAAUCCAUGCAAAUGUCCUCUAAAACAUUUGUGUUCCAAUAAAAAUCUUUAUCUCUUUA